AUGCCUCAGGAUGCCCACGUGACAGCCCUGCUCUAUGGGUGCCCUGGUGACCAGUAUGCUUCCAGGAUCCAAGACCUGGACGCGGGCUUCUCAGAUGUUCCUGCAACCCAUGAGGAGCUCCUGUUAUCUGAAGGGAAGUGGGCACACCUGGAGAGCCAGGCAGAGCGAGAAUUGGGAACUGCAACGACAAAGAUUGCCAUGAUCCUAGCAAAUCUCCUUCUCCAAAGGAACACCAUUCCCUACAACCAUUGCUUGGCCCAGAUGUUCUUCUUGAUAGGCUUCACAGGCUCAGAAUGCUGGUUGCUGGCCAUCAUGGCAUACGACCGCUACGCCGCCAUCUGUCAGCCUUUGCGCUACUCCCACCUCAUGAGCCCACGUGUCUGCAUGGCAGCAGCCAUUAUUGCCUGGAUCGGGGGCUUCCUGGAUGCAGCAGUGCACACAGCCUUGGCUUCCAACUUAAAUUUUUGCAGAGCCAACCAAAUCCAUCACAUCUUUUGUGAUCUCCCACCGCUGCUGAAAAUUGCCUGUGGUGACAAAUUUGUCAGUGAGAUAGCAAUCCACCUAGCCACUGUAUUUGUGGGAUUGGGUCCCUUCCUUUUUGUUGUCAUCUCAUACGUCUACAUCCUUGCGUCCAUCCUGCACACCCACUCCAACUCUGGGAGGCACAAAGCUUUCUCCACUUGCAUUUCUCACGUGGUGGUGGUCAUCCUUUAUUUUGGAAAUGGAUCGGUUAACUACAACCAGCCCAGCUCUGGCUACUCCCUGCAGACUGACACCCUGAUUUCCACCAUGUAUUGCAUUGUCACCCCCAUGUUGAACCCCCUGAUCUACAGCCUCCGCAACAAGGAGGUGAAGGAGGCCCUGUGGAAGCUCCUGGGAAGUCCCAGGAGAAUAUAG
Messenger RNA from Python bivittatus (Burmese python), 897 nucleotides. Its product is annotated as olfactory receptor 5V1-like. Lineage: Eukaryota; Metazoa; Chordata; Lepidosauria; Squamata; Pythonidae. Gene Ontology annotation, molecular function: olfactory receptor activity; G protein-coupled receptor activity. Gene Ontology annotation, biological process: G protein-coupled receptor signaling pathway. Gene Ontology annotation, cellular component: membrane. The record is from RefSeq and is a predicted model, not a curated record.